Dissoconium aciculare CBS 342.82 is the source of this 1410-nucleotide messenger RNA. RefSeq names its product NAD(P)-binding protein. The record is from RefSeq and is a predicted model, not a curated record. The transcript has 2 exons. Gene Ontology annotation, molecular function: oxidoreductase activity, acting on NAD(P)H, oxygen as acceptor. Bases 142 to 1104 code for a protein of 320 amino acids. Gene Ontology annotation, cellular component: intracellular anatomical structure. NCBI's taxonomy places the organism in Eukaryota, Fungi, Ascomycota, Dothideomycetes, Mycosphaerellales, Dissoconiaceae.
AGGCAUCCCACCAUGCUUACACGUUGAACAUGAUAUGGCAAGGCUGCAGGUGUUUUUUUAAGCGUCGUCUUCCUGAACUAAACCGCGCAUCUCCUCUGCAGUAUCUUUUGUACCUGUAACAUACCCGCCUCCAACGAGAACAUGGCCGAUCGCGAUUCCCUGGCCUCCCGCACGCUACCAUUCAUCAAAUUGUCAGGCGGAGAGGGAACGCCACCGAACCGCCCACCAUCUCCUUUGCCAUCAGACCUAUCUGCUCAAGAGCGUGCGCAAGUGCGUUUCGAGGUGAAAGGGAACAUACUCAUCACCGGCGGCGCUGGCAAUCUCGGUCUAUCUGCUGCCAGGGCUCUGCUCGAACAUGGCGCAUCGGGAUGUAGCCUCUGGGACCUCGAAAGCACGAUUCGAUCGAGCCAGCCAGAGAUUCUGAAGCUGGCACAAACCUUCCCAAAGGCGCGAGUCUUUGCCAUUGCGGUAGAUGUCACAGAUGCCGAGGCCAUCAAUGAAGCCAUAGAAUCUGUCGUCAAGAUCGGUGGACCAAUCCGUCAUCUCUUCUGCUUCGCCGGAAUCGUGGGAUGUCAUCAUGCUCUCGAAAUGACCGAAGCACAAUGGAAGAAGAUCUUGGACGUCAACACAACAGGGUCUUUCCUCUGCGCUCAAGCUAUAGGAAAGCACAUUGUGGGACGCAAAAGCAACGGCAGCGACGCCGUCACAGCGGAAGGAGAGUUCACUGGUAACCUCAUCCCGAGCGGAGGGACCAUCACUCUCAUCGGCUCUGUCUCAGCCCAUGCUGUGAAUUUCCCGCAGGCUCAGGCCGCGUACAACGUGUCGAAGAGUGCCGUGGUGGCACUCAAAUCGAGUCUCGCAGCAGAAUGGGCCGUUCACGGGAUUCGAGUCAACAGCAUCUCUCCGGGCUACAUGGAUACGAUCCUUAACUCUGGUGAAGGCAAUAUUGUUGAGGCACGAAAAAUGUGGAUGAGUCGCAAUCCCAUGGGACGCAUGGGAGCUGUAGGAGAAUUGGACGGAAUGUGUGUGUUGCUGGCAAGCCGAGCCGGAAGCUAUAUCAAUGGAGCAGAUAUGGUGAUCGAUGGAGGAAUGUCUGUAUUCUGAAGGCGUUGCUCGCCAUCUUCACGGGAUGGGUCGAGACAAUCAAUGUCAAGCCCGACAAAUAAUCCGAUUGUUGAGUUAUUAUACACGAAGGGAAAGAAGAUCAGAGCCUUUCACCGAAAUCCGUGGCUUCGAGACGAAUGUGCUUCGGAAAUUAACGGCGGCCUGUUUAAAUCACACUGUCCACAUGCGGUCAAGUUCCAGGAUGGCUGUUGGCUUUCCGUCGGCGUCGGCCCGCGAGUUUUAGGGCCAUGAGGCCCCGAGAAUCACGCGCUUUCCAUAGGAUACUGUGAAUACCUUGUGCUAAAC